AUGAGCCCUGCACCUAUUGAGUUGGACAACAGCGGCACCGGCCCCUUGCGAGUCCCUGGUUUCAAUGGUGUACCUGUCUUUUAUGAGCAUUCAAAGAAUAAUCGCUUUGCACAUGGAAUUGUCGAUUGGAGACAAACUCCCCAGCUGUUUCUGCGAGAGCUCUCCAUGCUGCAGUUCAUGUUGUAUGUCACGGAACAGCCAGACUGGGAAAACAAGCACGAAGAUCAGCAGACACUAGAAGAAUGGCGUCAGCACGCCAUUUCAGUCUUUGAUCUCGAUGAACCCUCAUGGCAGUGGUGUGUAAAGGAGUUGCGAGAUAAAGCGUCUGAUUUCAAACGCACGGGCUAUGUUGCUGUGUUUGAUGCAGACUCGCGAGUCAUCAAAUCUCAAGUUCAUGACGAUCUUCUCAAAGAGCUUCGCGAAUCGAUGUCGCCGCUUUUUUCGGAGUCAAGAUCUGUUUCUUCUUUUGCAUCAGGUGAUUCUCAUAUGAGUGAUUCUGAGAGUCCGGUUCGAGAUGUGGUUGACCCCUUUAUGUAUCCUCUCAUUUACGGGCGCACUCGAGUCCUUACCGCCGGGGGCAAAGUUGAUAUGGAGAGACAUGAGUCCUGGAGACUAUCACAAUCCCAGAUUGCCCCGGUUCCCGAGAAACCUCGCUCUUUCUACGCCCGGUAUAUUGGAAAGCGAAACUACUGGUCCACUGCCUUUCAAUGUCUUCCCUGCGAGGUUGCUCUGAACAAGCAAGGAGGAGCUGAAAUUACCUCAUAUAUCAAUGGUGUGAAUCUAAAGGAAAGGCGCAUAUAUAAAGCGCUCGAAGGGCUCAUUUCGGCCGCCAUCCAACCGUGGAACGAAAUGCUUAUCCUUGGAGAUCAAGGUCGGACACAAAUUAGAAUCAGAACUUAUGACUUCCAAGUGGAAGGUAGUGUUUGGUAUCCCAAGUUAUAUCAUCUCCUGAACAACGCCAGGGAGGAACGAACACCGCCCAUCACAGAAGAUGAAUGGCCUGACGUUCGAUCACGAGUAAGAGAAUAUCUUGAUCUCCCUGAGCCUGAGAAGCGGGACCGCAUUUGGCCUGAUACUGGGUAUCAUGACAUUCUCGCUAGUAUGGAGCCAUGGCAAUGGAAUUCUUCUGAAGAGCUGGAAAAAUUGAUCAUCGCAAAGUAUAACCGGUUGUAUUCCGUGAAAGGUGUUGAGCCGGGAAUAUCCUUCACAUACGAUGAAUGGAAGACUGGUGAAAAUACAGGCCGCGCGAUCAUGCCCAAAUGGAAGGACCCUAAGUGGAGUGACCCUGAUAAACCUGAAACUCCCUCCAUUCCCGAUCCAGAUCACCAGUAUUACUCCAUAUUUCUGCAAGAUCAAUUUGAGGGCCUUCAGAUCAUAGUUCGAGUGUCAGCUAUUGAGCUCACCCCAGAAAAGCCUUUGUAUGGUGGUGAUUCCCAUCAUAACGUCGCUGGUAUCCUCAAUGAUCAUGUCGUGUCUACAGCCGUAUGCUACUUCGAUAUGGACAACAUCAAAGAUGCAAAGUUUUCAUUCCAACAAGAGACGCUGAUCGAUAGCGAUAAUUUCAACAUUUCGGAAUUUACGGCCAUGGAUCGACUUUUUGAUGUUCCUGAGUGGUCAUGCGACGACAAUAAUCCUUGCUACCCAGAUGCUCUACAGACCAUGGGGUCUAUCCCGAUUUCACAGAAUGGGCAGUUUUUUGCUUGGCCGAAUAAACUGCGGUCUAAGGCCGAGCCUUUCAGUCUCGUAGAUCCAUUGCGGCCAGGGUACCUUCGAUUUGCGACUUUGUGGCUGGUAGACCCGCAUUAUCGAAUUUGCUCAACUCAGAAUGUGCCUCCCCAGGACCGAAGCUGGGUCGAGACAUCACAAUCAAUGGAGAACACACGGAAGGACGAUUCAAUGACAUUUACGCAGGCUAUUGAGGCUCGAGACCAAAUAAGGCAGGAGCGAGACAAAAUUAGCAAGGAUCUUCUUGAACGUGGAAUUGAGCAGCACACACAUUCAGAAGAUUACCUUAUUUGA
Molecule: messenger RNA, 2019 nt
Organism: Penicillium odoratum
Lineage: Eukaryota; Fungi; Ascomycota; Eurotiomycetes; Eurotiales; Aspergillaceae
Product: DUF4246 domain-containing protein
Exons: 2
Coding region: 1-2019 (672 amino acids)
Source: RefSeq, a predicted model, not a curated record